UCAGUUGGGUCGAUUCAAGGAUUGUCAAAAACGCAAAGCAAUCAUUGUCAGAAUCAGCUGGUUUUACAAAAUAAAGAAUUUGUCGGUGGAAGUACUUGGUGCAGAGGAGAGAGUUCCUGUUUUUGUUAUUGAAGAAUUAAGGAAAUUAUGGGAAAACUAGAGGAAAUUCAUGUUUUACAAGGCCACAAAGGACGAAUAUGGAGUGGCGCUUGGCAUCCACGUGGCAACGCAUUUGCUACAUGCGGAGAAGAUAAGACUAUUCGAAUUUGGUCAAUGGAUGGAAGCGAGUGGAUCACAAAAACAAUCUUGUCGGAUGGCCACACUCGUACAAUCCGUGAGGUGGCUUGGUCACCGUGUGGACAAUAUUUAGCAUCAGCAAGUUUUGAUGCAACAACUGCAAUUUGGAGCAAAACCUCAGGUGAAUUUGAAUGCAACGCUACAUUAGAAGGGCACGAAAACGAAGUAAAAAGUGUUAGCUGGUCGCGAACAGGAUCGCUUCUGGCGACGUGCAGUCGAGAUAAAUCGGUUUGGAUUUGGGAAGUAGCUGGCGAUGAUGAAUUCGAGUGCGCAGCUGUUCUCAACGCACAUACACAAGACGUGAAAAAAGUUGCUUGGCAUCCGCGGCAAGAUAUAUUAGCCUCGGCUAGCUACGAUAAUACGAUAAAUAUAUACAAGGAGAACACAUUGGACAGCGAUUGGGAAUGCACUGCCACAUUGACAUCACACUCGUCGACAGUGUGGGGUAUCUCAUUUGACGCCACCGGCAAUCGCUUAGCUUCUUGCAGUGACGAUAAAACCGUAAAAAUUUGGCAAGCAUAUGAGCCGGGAAAUGAAGAAAAUAUUCCAACUCCCGAUAAUCAAACAGUCUGGAAAUGCGUUUGUACGUUGUCGGGAUUUCAUAGUCGGAGCGUUUAUGACAUUGCGUGGUGUAAAUUAACAGGGCUAAUUGUUACAGCUUGCGGAGACGAUGCAAUUCGCAUCUUCAAGGAGGACGACAAUUCAUCGAAGAACGAACCAACGUUUAGUUUAGUUUGUACGAUGCAUAAAGCGCAUGAACAAGAUGUUAAUACAGUAACAUGGAAUCCUGUAACUCCCGGACAAUUGUUAUCAACUAGCGACGAUGGUACUAUAAGGAUUUGGAAGUUUAUAGAAUAAAUUUAUAUAAAAUUGAAAAAAAUCGACGCUUUUCUUUCACCCUUUUAUCUAUACAGUAUGGAAAGUUCGUAUUCGUACAGUUGGUAUUCUUCUAGAGGAAGGAAAGAU
Molecule: messenger RNA, 1263 nt
Organism: Hermetia illucens (black soldier fly)
Lineage: Eukaryota; Metazoa; Arthropoda; Insecta; Diptera; Stratiomyidae
Gene: Ciao1
Product: probable cytosolic iron-sulfur protein assembly protein Ciao1
Exons: 4
Coding region: 148-1155 (335 amino acids)
Biological process (GO): iron-sulfur cluster assembly
Cellular component (GO): cytosolic [4Fe-4S] assembly targeting complex
Molecular function (GO): protein binding
Source: RefSeq, a predicted model, not a curated record